GCCUUGAGGGCGGCGCUUCCGGUCGGCGGAGCCUGGCGGCCGGAGCUGCAGCGGCGGCUGAGACGCGGGGAUGGCGGGCGCUGGGAGCGAAGCCCGGUUUGCCGGGCUGUCGCUGAUGCAGCUCAACGAGCUGCUGGAGGACGAGGGACAGCUGACGGAGAUGGUGCAGAAGAUGGAGGAGACGCAGAAUGUUCAGCUCAACAAAGAAAUGACGCUCGCCAGCAACCGGAGCCUGGCAGAAGGAAACCUCCUGUACCAGCCCCAGCUCGACGCCCUCAAAGCGCGUUUGACCCAAAAAUACCAGGAACUGCAGGUUCUCUUUGAAGCCUAUCAGAUAAAGAAGACCAAAUUAGACCAGCAGUCUAGCAGCGCUUCCCUGGAGACGCUGCUGGCGCUCCUGCAGGCCGAAGGGGCCAAGAUUGAGGAAGACACCGAGAACAUGGCGGAGAAGUUUCUGGACGGAGAGCUUCCUUUGGACUCCUUCAUCGAUGUCUAUCAGAGCCAGCGGAAACUGGCCCACACGCGAAGAGUGAAAAUCGAGAAGCUCCAGGAGCUGGUGCUGAAGGGGCAGAGACUUCCGCAGGCCUCUGUGCCGGCCCCGCUGCUGCCCAGGGUGCCCGAGCCGGUGCCCGCCGCCCCCCUGCCCUACCCUACCUCAGAGGCCAGCGGGCCCCCCUCCAUGCUACCUCGGCGCAUCCCCCCGCCUCCGCCUCCGGUGCCUGCAGGACGCUUGGCCACGCCAUUUACCACCGCCAUGGGCUCAGGACAGGCGCUCCCGUACCCGGGGUCCCAGUGCCCGCCCCUGCCCCCCCGCGUGGGCCUGGCCCCCCAGCAAGGAUUCUCCGCGCAGUUCGUGUCUCCAUACCCGCCCGCUCUCCCCCAGAGACCCCCGCCGCGGCUGCCGCCACACCAGCCCGGCUUCAUCCUCCAGUGAGUUUCCCCCGUCCUGCCUGGGAGGCCGCACCUGCCGGCCGGGCCUCUGCACGCACAGGCUGUGAGGACCAGGGUGCCGGUGCCCUGGGCCAGCACACCCAUUUGAUUUUAGAACUAGUAGGUCAGCGGUAAGUAGCCAUAGGACCCGGUUUGGUAGCCGGGGGUUGUGUGUGCAAGGCCUCCGCCACGGUCGCGUGGGUUUGUUUUCGGUGUGAUUUCUAAGUCUUGUAACGUUGACGGACUUCUCCGUCUGGGGGAAGAGCACCCUCCCUGCCCACCUGCAACCGUGGUCCUCCCCUCGUGGGUUCAUUUAAUGCGCAUGUUCCAUCGUUUCUGCUUCGUUUGCAAAAGACUGGGCCACACGGGCUCGCCCACCACACGCCACAGUCCCCGGUCAGGGUGGGCCAGGUGGGCCGCCUGGAAGGUGCUUAAUGAAUCUGGG
Lontra canadensis (Northern American river otter) is the source of this 1375-nucleotide messenger RNA. RefSeq names its product VPS37B subunit of ESCRT-I (gene VPS37B). The record is from RefSeq and is a predicted model, not a curated record. Gene Ontology annotation, cellular component: ESCRT I complex. Lineage: Eukaryota; Metazoa; Chordata; Mammalia; Carnivora; Mustelidae. Gene Ontology annotation, biological process: protein targeting to vacuole; ubiquitin-dependent protein catabolic process via the multivesicular body sorting pathway; protein targeting to membrane. The transcript is spliced from 4 exons. Bases 71 to 934 code for a protein of 287 amino acids.